AUGGCCAGGCCCAACGUUCUCGUCAUUCUCACGUCCGUCGAUAAGGUCCCCAAGUCGGGCAAGCAGAUCGGCUGGUAUCUACCUGAGCUCGCCCACCCAUGGCACGUUCUGAACUCCAAGGUCGACCUCACUUACGCCUCCCCCAAGGGCGGUGAGGCACCUAUCGACCCCACCUCGGUCGAGUACUUCAAGGAAGAUCCCGUCUGCAAGGACUUUUACGAGAACCAAUCGGACGUCUGGAAGAACACCCUCAAACUAUCUGACCUUGCCGGCCGCGCCUCCGACUUCGACGCUGUCUUCUACCCCGGUGGCCACGGCCCCAUGUUCGAUCUCGCCUUUGACGAGAACUCGCUAGCCCUGUUGCGCGACUUCCACGCCCAGGACAAAGUCAUCUCUGCCGUAUGCCACGGUCCAGCGGCAUUUAUCAAUGCCAAGACCGCAGACGGCAAGCUGAUUCUUGAGAAUAAGCUGGUGACGGGCCUUGACAAUGUUGCCGAGGAAAUAACUCAAUUCACUGGGGAGCUGGACUUUAGUCUCGAGGAUAAGCUCAACGAGGUUAGUGGCGGUAACUAUGUUAAGUCAACCGAGGGCCCGUUUGGGGAGAAAGUUAUUGUUGAUGGAAAGCUCAUCACGGGCCAGAACCCAGCGUCGUCCUAUGGUGUGGCCAAUGCCAUUAUCCAGGCCCUGGGUAUCUGA
Ilyonectria robusta is the source of this 696-nucleotide messenger RNA. RefSeq names its product class I glutamine amidotransferase-like protein. The coding region runs from base 1 to 696 and encodes 231 amino acids. Lineage: Eukaryota; Fungi; Ascomycota; Sordariomycetes; Hypocreales; Nectriaceae. The record is from RefSeq and is a predicted model, not a curated record. Gene Ontology annotation, molecular function: glyoxalase III activity. The transcript has 2 exons.